UGGAGCUUCGCUUUGUUCACCUUGGUUUUGUUAUCUUCUUCGCCAAAAGGACACUUGGUUUUCUCUACCAGUUGGGCUUUUUACAAGGUGCUUUUUGUUCAGUGUGGCUAACUUAACACUUGUAUUGAGAAGGUCGAGGAACUGAAAAAUGAGAUUGAAUGACUCAAGGCCCGAAUUCCUGAUUUGGAGGCAAAUAUUGAAGCAGCAGAAAGAAGUGGGAAGGCGGCCACGAUUGAAGCGCAACAGUGGUUCAAUAGGGCACGAGAAUUGGAACGUGAAGCAGAUGCAGUAGUCCAAAGAUACAACCAAAACAAGUGUUGCUUUGGAAGACUGUGCCCAAAUUGCCCCUCCAACUACAAGUUGGGUAAACAAGCAACAAAGAAACUAGCCCAAAUCACCACUCACAUCGACAGGGUAGAUACUGUGACUUGGAGCAUGGAUCGAGCACCGCCAUUUGGGAGGGAGAUGCCUACAGCUUCAAUCACAGGUCAGUCAACAUUUGAUAAAAAUGUAAAUAAGAUCCUUGAAUGCUUGAGUAAUGAUGAAUUCGGUGUGAUUGGCAUUCACGGUAUGGGUGGGGUUGGAAAGACAACUCUCAUGCAUGAAAUCAAUAAUGGUGUAUUACAAAAUCGAGAAUUUAAUAGAGUGAUAUGGAUCACUGUAUCAAAGGAAGAUGUGAAAAUAACUAGAAUUCGAAAGGAAAUCAUGAAAAAAUUGGGCAUGACAGUUGAGGAUGAAGAUAUGAUUGUCGAGAGAUUGUUUUCUGCUCUAAAGGAACAUAGAUUCAUGCUUAUAUUAGAUGACUUGUGGGAAAAGUUGGAUUUGAAUGUUGUAGGAGUCCCUCGCCCAAACCCAGAAAACAAAUCCAAGGUUGUAAUAACCGCCCGAGCAUUAAUGGUGUGCAAUAGGAUGGAAACUGACCAUGAUAUUAAAGUGGAUGUUUUAAUAGAGGAGGAAGCGUGGAUCUUGUUUCGUGAAAAAGCAAGAAAUGUGGUGGUAGGUCGCCCUUCCAUAGAACCCAUGGCUCGUAAGGUCGUCAAAGAAUGCGCAGGCCUGCCACUCGCCAUCAUCGCAGUCGGUUGUGCGUUGAGAGACAAGGAUAAUGUGCAAGUGUGAGAGAAUGCACUAAGGGCUUUACGGGAAGCAACAAUGGAGAUCGAGGGCAUGGAACGUGAAGUGUUUGUGCCAUUGAAGUACAGUUAUGAACAAUUACAAGAUGAAAACAUUAGGCAAUGUUUCUUGUAUUGCUCCCUAUUUCCAGAGGACUACGGAAUUCGUAAGAAUGAAUUGGUAGAGUGUUGGAUGUGCUAGGGACUCGUAGGCACAGUGGAUAGUGUGGAGGAUGCUAGAAACAAAGGUCAUGCUCUAAUUGAAAAGCUGAUCGACUCAUGCUUGAUAGAGAAAUCCCCUGGAAGGGACAAAUUUGUGAAGCUUCAUGAUGUGAUCCGAGAUGUUGCCAUACAUAUCGGCUCCACAAGAGAGGGCGGGGGUCUCAUCGUGGAUGCAGGAUUAGGACUGAAGGAAGCAUGCAGGGUUGAAGAAUGGGGAGAGGCCCAACGCAUAUCGCUGAUGCGUAAUGAAAUAGAGAGACUUCCAAAUCGGCCAGUGUGUCAGGCACUCACGACAUUGAUACUAAGAGAAAAUGAAAAUUUGAGUAACAUUCGGGAGGGCUUCUUUGAAUGCAUGGAAGCUCUAAAGGUGCUUGAUCUCAGUGAAACCGGCAUCCACUCGCUGCCACAAUUGUUAUCCAACUUGAAGAAUCUGCAUUACCUUUCUCUAAACGGUUGUAAGAACCUAGUUGAGAUUCCUCCUAUAGGAGGACUGGAGCAACUCCAAUUGCUGGAUUUGUCCUGUACCAAAAUCAAAAGAUUGCCGGAGAGGAUGGGAGAAGUAGCCAACUUAAAGCUUCUAAAGCUAGAGGGUACUCGUGAUCUUAAAUCCAUAAGACAUGGGAUCAUAUCAAGGCUAUCGCGUCUGGAGGAGCUGGACGUCAUGAGGAGCGGACAAGUGGUUUGGAAAACGAUGGAAAGAGAAGGAGCACGUUGGGAGGAAUUUGAAGAGUUGGAGCGCGCUCGAGUUCAUUACGGAUAAGCACCAAUGGGAAUGGCCCAUUUUUUAACAAAAAACAAUGGGAUCGAAAGAUAUUUGAUAAGAUAAAAGGAGUAGGGUGCCAAGGUUUCACCAGUCUUGAGCAACUACCGCCCACGAAAUGGUUGGAUCGUCUGAUGAUUGGAAGAUGUUCUCAAUUGGAUUUUGUUGCCCUUGAUGUUGUU
Amborella trichopoda is the source of this 2273-nucleotide messenger RNA. Lineage: Eukaryota; Viridiplantae; Streptophyta; Magnoliopsida; Amborellales; Amborellaceae. The record is from RefSeq and is a predicted model, not a curated record.